This is a messenger RNA of Anthonomus grandis grandis, 1843 nucleotides long. Its product is annotated as insulin-like growth factor-binding protein complex acid labile subunit. The coding region runs from base 261 to 1664 and encodes 467 amino acids. Gene Ontology annotation, cellular component: plasma membrane. The record is from RefSeq and is a predicted model, not a curated record. The transcript has 2 exons. Gene Ontology annotation, molecular function: protein binding. Lineage: Eukaryota; Metazoa; Arthropoda; Insecta; Coleoptera; Curculionidae.
CGAUUUCGCUGUUGUAGUAGUAAUAAUUACCAUUAAUGUUGUGGUCCGUGGAACAAACGGUUCGUUGUGAGAAAAAAAGCGAAAAGCGACGUCGUUGGUUCAAUGAAGAAUGAAUCUGCUGCUGCUGCUUCAUUUUCAAGUGAAGUAUUAUACCUGCCCGUAAAUGGACUCUUGUAUUUUUGUUGAAAUGUAGCUGCGACUGGAAUACUUAGUCAAGUUUUCUAGGAUAUAAAAUACUACUCCUAUAUCCUGCACUAAUAAUGACAAGGUGGGUCUACUUCACCGUACUCGUAAUUUUAAUUUCGACAAGAACAACCAACCUGAAGACCGACGACACCUGCCAGAUACAUCAGAGCGUUUUAAACUGGCCGCAACUCACCUGCACGAACAUCGACUCGAACUUCUUCAGAAAUUUCAAGACCCCUUUAAAUCGAACUCAUUGGAUCCGAUGCGCUAAUUGCUCGUUGACCAUUAUCGAUGAAAAAACGUUUAAUUUUUCUAGAAAUAACGUUAGUUUUUUAGAAUUACCGGAAUGCAAAGUCAAAAGUGUAAAACGGUUUGCCUUUAGCAGUUUUUUUCUUUUGAAAAUUCUUAAUUUACGACGCAACGAGAUCGAUUAUUUGGAACCGAAAUGUUUUGCGGGUUUAAAACGCCUUUGGCACUUGGACUUAAGCUCGAAUUUGUUAAGAAUUUUAACGAAUAAUGUUUUUUCCGAUUUGCCCAAUUUGGACGUAUUAAAUUUAACGCAGAACCAAAUAUUUUACGUGCAGCCUUACGCGUUUGCUGACUUAAUUAAUCUAAAAUAUCUCUAUAUAAAUAACAACGAUUUGAAAAAAUUAGAAGACCGAAUGUUCAAACAUUUAUCGAAUUUAAAACUUUUGUACAUAGAGCGUAAUAAUAUUAUUGAAAUCCAUCAAAAUGCGUUUAUCGGCCUUAAGAACUUAAAUUAUUUAUAUCUGAAUCACAACAGUAUUAGUUUCUUAGUCCAAUACAAUUUUAAACCUCUGACAAGUUUAUUUAAUUUACAAUUAAGAUUUAAUAAUUUAAGUGAAAUUCAAGUAAGUUCCUUCAAUGGUCUUAAAAACCUGCGAUAUUUAUAUUUAGGUGAUAAUCACAUAAGCCUUAUUAAACCUUAUGGAUUAAUAGGUCUUGAUUCGCUCGUAGUGUUAGAACUAGUACGUAACAAUUUUAGCAGUAUAGAUUUUAGUUAUUUUGAUAAACUUCCUAAAUUGUACAUUUUAUGGCUUAACGAAAAUUAUAUAAGCAAUUUUAUAAUUAAUUCCGAGAAUGAAGUACAAAACUCUUUAGCAGUUGUAGAUUUAAGCUUUAAUAAGUUGGCAAACUUUAAUUAUACAAUAUUACAUAAGAAAAUGCCAAAUAUAAAAGAAAUCGUUUUUGCAAAUAACUCUCAUAGCUGUGAUUUUUUAACUGAUUUAUAUAGAUUCUAUUUAUUGAAAAAUAUCUCUUUGUGUUUAACAACCAGUUGUAGGCCCAACGAAACGAAUUUUUAUAUAGAUACUAUAUGUUUAGAAUCAUUCGAAAGUACAAUAGAACCUAUUUAUAACAUAACCGAUGAUUAUUCCACAGCCUUUGCACCUACUUUUGGUAUUUCUGUUUGGUUUUACACCGCUUUGUUUUUUAUUGUUUUUCUACAUUGUUAUUGACAGCUUUAAAUUUGAUUUUUUCUACCUCAUAAUUUAUCUUCUGGUUUUAUUUUGUGAUAAUAAAAACUAUAGUGAUAUUUCUAAUAAAUGUUUUUUUUUUGUCGAAAUUAUGCUAUGAUUCACCUCUUCAAACUCCACAUACUGGCAGGAAUAUUCUUUGAAAAAUAAAAAAUCCCAAA